AUGGGCUCAGUAAUCUGGGACGACCAAAACCGCUACGUCGGUAACCAUCCCUGGUGGAAAGCUGCAUCAUUUUACCAAGUCUACCCAGCGAGCUUCAAAGAUUCCAACGGCGACGGCUGGGGCGACUUACCCGGUCUCAUUUCCAAGCUUGGUUAUCUUCACGACUUGGGAAUUGACGUUGUAUGGGUCUCUCCAAUUUUUGAAAGUCCACAAAGUGACAUGGGCUACGACGUAUCCGAUUAUCAGAAAAUUUACGAACCCUACGGAAGUGUGAAAGACGUCGACAUUCUCGUCGCAGAGUGUCAUAGACGGGGCUUGAAGGUUAUUCUUGACCUUGUUGUCAACCACACCUCUUCCGAGCACAGAUGGUUCAAAGAAUCAAGAUCGUCGCGUGAUAAUGCGAAGAGAGAUUGGUAUAUAUGGAAACCAGCUCGUUAUGAUGAAAAUGGCGUGAGACAACCUCCUACGAAUUGGAGGGGAUAUUUCGCUUCCUCUACGUGGACUUGGGAUGAGCUCACUCAAGAGUACUAUCUCCAUCUGUACGCGUCGGACCAACCUGAUUUAAAUUGGGAUAACCAGGAGUGUCGCGAAGCUAUCUAUGAGGACACCAUGCGGUUUUGGCUUGAUCGCGGUGUCGACGGCUUCAGAAUUGACACAGUUAACAAAUACUCUAAGAGGAGGGAUUUUGUCGAUGCGCCGAUCACGGAUCCUUCGUCACCUCAUCAGCCCGCGCCGGAAAUGUGGUGCAACGGACCUAGGAUCCAUGAAUUCAUCCAUGAGAUGUAUGAGAAAGUCCUCAAGCCAUAUAACGCUGUAUCUGUCGGCGAGCUUUCCAACACACCUUGUCCAUCACAAGUCAUUCCUUAUGUGUCAGCUGCUGCGAAGGAGUUGGAUAUGGUGUUCGAAUUCUCUAUGAUCAGACUAGGCAACGGUAACGGUUUUGGAGACAAGUAUAUCUACCAACCGUUCUCGCUACCGAGGUUGAAAGCGGUUGUGGAAAAGUGGCAGAGUUUCAUUGAAGGAACAGAUGCAUGGACGACGGUGUUCUGCGAGAACCACGACAACGGACGAGCUGUUGAUCGUUUUGGUGACGCAUCAACACCUGAGUGGUGGCUCAAGUCUGCCAAGACCAUCGCGCUAUGGCAGACGACUAUGACAGGCACUCUCUUCUUGUAUCAGGGUCAAGAAAUCGGUAUGACGAACAUGCCUCAAUCUUGGGGUAUUGAAGAGUACAAGGAUAUUGAGAGUAGGAAUUUCUAUGACGAGGCCGUGAGAUCGGGCAAUCCGCAACGGGUGAAAGACACGAUGAAUGGUCUUCAAAUAAUGGCUCGCGAUCAUUCUCGAAUUCCUUUCCAGUGGGACGAUACACCGAAUGCUGGCUUUUCACAAGCAGGCGCUCAGCCGUGGAUGAGGGUGCACGAUGAUUACCGCACCAUCAACGCAGCCAAGCAAACAAAAGACCCACGGUCAAUUCUGAGUUUUUAUAAGGCGCUGUUGAGAGUCAGGAAACGACACCAAGAUGUUUUUGUGUUUGGUUCAUUCAAGCUUGUGGAUUUGGAUGACGAGUCUGUGUUUAGUUUCGUUAAGGAGAGUGAACGUGGGAGAAAAGCGCUGGUGGUGAUGAAUAUGAGUCGGGAGGAUGCAAUUGGUCCGGAUAUUUGUACCGCUCUGGGCUGUGAGACUGAUCAAGUGAGGCUGCUUGUUUGUACGACGGAUCAGGCAAGGCCGCGGGAUGGUGGACGACCGGUACUUUGUGGAUGGGAAGGGAGGGUUUAUACAGACUUUGCAUUGGAGUAG
Messenger RNA from Fusarium coffeatum, 1797 nucleotides. RefSeq lists its product as uncharacterized. NCBI's taxonomy places the organism in Eukaryota, Fungi, Ascomycota, Sordariomycetes, Hypocreales, Nectriaceae. The transcript has a single exon. The record is from RefSeq and is a predicted model, not a curated record. Gene Ontology annotation, molecular function: alpha-amylase activity. Gene Ontology annotation, biological process: oligosaccharide catabolic process. Bases 1 to 1797 code for a protein of 598 amino acids.